Molecule: messenger RNA, 4193 nt
Organism: Archocentrus centrarchus (flier cichlid)
Lineage: Eukaryota; Metazoa; Chordata; Actinopteri; Cichliformes; Cichlidae
Gene: st14
Product: ST14 transmembrane serine protease matriptase
Exons: 19
Coding region: 215-2728 (837 amino acids)
Biological process (GO): proteolysis
Molecular function (GO): protein binding; serine-type endopeptidase activity
Source: RefSeq, a predicted model, not a curated record
AAAAAAGAAGAGAUCGGCUUCAGGUGUUUCAACAACCCGGCCCACUGCGACUCAAGAAAGUGUGUGCAACAACGUUGUUUCAUCGUUAGACAAGUACAAAUACACGGUUUUACUUUAUACUGAAAUAGGACAACUUCAAUAUUCGUAACUUUGCUGAACUUUUGUGAAGAGGAACAAGCUGCAAACAAAGGGUUGUCUCGAUCCUUCAUUGAAGAUGUGUGCCGCCAGAUACGCUGGUCACAGUGGCAAUCACGAGCGGAUUGACUUUUUAACCGAGAAAGAGAAGGCCCCAUCAAAGAGCAAGACCGGCGUCGUGAUUGGCGUUGUUGUGGCAGUUCUCAUCCUUGCAGCUAUUGCAGCCUUCCUCAUUUGGUUUUUUGUCAUUAAAGAUGCUGAUCCAGGAGCCAUCUCAAGUAAGCAGCGCCGUCUUUCCAUACCGGUUUUUAGUGGGCGUGUAAAGCUGGUUAAUCAACCUUAUGACCAAAAGCUGGAGGACCUCAGCAGCCCAGAAUUCCGGAGUCUGGCAGAAAACUUGGAGACAGUUAUUGGGAACUAUUUAAAGGAAGAUCCAGUUCUUGAAAAAUAUUAUACCAAAACUGUGGUCACUGGAUUCAGCAAGGGCGUGACAGCCUAUUACUGGUCUCGGUUUGACGUUCCAACAACUGAACUGGAGCUUAUACCAGACGUUUCAGAGAUGCGGGUGUUGGAUGCACUGGAGAAUGGCAUUAAACAAAGCCGCAUGAGAACUUUACAGGAUAUCAAGAUCAGUGAAAUCACUUCCUCACUCACAGAUUUUCGUGUGGCCAAGGACCCAAGAGCCGAUGAGUGUUUCAGUCCUCUGGAUGCUGAUGCAACGCCAAAGAAUUUUUCAUCUCCAGGGUACCCUACAGGCUACAAGUCCAAGUUACGGUGUCAGUGGCAAAUCCGAGCUCCAGAGGAAAACAUUAUAGUUGUCAAUUUCCUUUAUUUCCACAUUGAGGAUGACUGCUCUCACGACUUUGUCUCCAUCUACGACUCCUUGAGUUCAGACUAUUCUCAGGCCAUUACAGUGAAGUGUGGUCAGAGGCCUCCCUCUAACCCUCUGGAGGUUGCGUCAUCUGGCAACAUCAUGCUGAUUAACUUUAUAACUGACACUGAUGCAGGGAAACCUGGCUUCCUGGCUCAGUAUAAAGCUAUCCCCAAGACCAGUGUUAUAUGUGGUGGCACCCUGUCUGCGAAUAAGGGAACCUUAAUGUCCCCACUUUACCCAAGCUUUUAUCCUCCUGCAAUGGACUGCAGGUGGACCAUCCAGGUCGCCCCUGGGAGCAAGGUACGGGUGAAGUUCACCAUGUUCCGCAUGAAGGAACCUGGAGUGGACACGCGUGUGUGUCACAAAGACUAUGUGAAAAUUAUGGACACCAGGUAUUGUGGCGAAACCACCUCACUGGCUCUGACCUCCAACACCAACAUCCUAGAUGUUUUUUUCCACUCUGAUGGGUCCCACACUGACAAAGGCUUCAGUGCAGAGUACAGUUCCUAUGAUCCUUCAAACCCUUGCCCUAGCCAGUUUGCCUGCAGCAAUGGCAUGUGCAUUGAACAGAAAAUGAAAUGUGAUGGCUGGAACGACUGUGGUGAUAUGAGCGAUGAGAGGCAGUGCCAAUGUGACAAGGACCAGUUUGCUUGCGACAAUGGUAUGUGCAAACCGAAACUCUGGGUAUGUGAUCGUGUCAACGACUGUGGAGACGGGAGUGACGAGAAAAUGUGCGGUUGCGACAAAAACGAGUGGUCGUGUGGAAACAGCGUUUGUAUGCCACAGACUGUUAGGUGUGAUGGUAAGACAGACUGCGAAGAUGGGAGCGAUGAGGCCAAUUGUACAACCAAUGUGGGUGAAUGCUCUGGCUUUAACUUCAAGUGUAAGAAUGGAGAGUGUGUCAACAAGGUGAAUGCCGAAUGUGACCGCGUCAGUGACUGCUCUGAUAACUCGGAUGAGUCCAUUUGUGAUUGUGGCUCCAGGCCUUAUAAGCUGAAUCGCAUUGUAGGAGGACAGAAUGCUGAGAUAGGGGAGUGGCCCUGGCAGGUUAGCCUUCACUUUUUAACCCAGGGGCACGUUUGUGGAGCCUCAAUCAUCUCUAACAGGUGGCUUCUUUCGGCUUCUCACUGCUUUGUCACCAGCAACUCAGCGAACCUGGUUCCAUCCAGCUGGCAAACCUACAGUGGCAUGCGGGACCAAUUUAAGAUUGACAACGUGCAGGCCCGCAAAGUGAAGACAAUCAUCCCCCACCCGAAUUACAAUCAGAUGACCUUUGACUAUGACAUUGCUCUGCUGGAGCUCACUGAGCCUCUGGAGUUCACCAACACCAUCCAACCCAUCUGCCUACCUGAUUCUACCCACAUCUUCCCGGCAGGCAUGUCCUGCUGGGUCACAGGCUGGGGUGCUGUCCGAGAAGGAGGUCAAGGUGCACAGAUACUACAGAAAGCAUCCGUGAAAAUCAUCAAUGACACUGUGUGUGAUGUGGUCACAGAAGGCCAAGUCACCUCCAGGAUGCUCUGCAGUGGAUUUUUGGCUGGAGGAGUUGACGCAUGCCAGGGAGACUCUGGAGGCCCCCUGGUGUGUUUCGAGGAGAGUGGGAAGUGGUUCCAGGUGGGCAUUGUGAGCUGGGGAGAGGGCUGUGCUCGUCGGAACAAGCCCGGUGUCUACUCACGCGUCACCAAGCUCAGAGAAUGGAUCAGAGAGCAGAUAAAUAUUUGAUGGUCAUGUGAGGAACAGGGUGGGUUGCAGAGCAAGGAACAUCAUCAGUGCUUAAAAAAAAUCCUGGGGACAGAAAGUUUUAUUCUGAUCAGAACAAAUCUGAGCAAGGUUUGCUCAUUUAGCAGCAGGCUGAGAAUAUUGUUUCAUGGACUCGGCUACUCACAUGAAUGACUUCAAGCACUUUGUCAUUGCUAACACGAGCUCCUCCCAUCAAAAAAAGCACACCAACACACAAUUUUAUAGAGUUUUAAUGGCAUUCUUUAGCACAGUGAGCAUAGUUACCCCCAUCAGUCUGUGACCUGUUUUAGUGGUAAAUACACACAAUACAGCAAUUUAUGAAAUAUGUAUAGUUUGGGAAUAGUUUUUCCUCUUUUUAUCCAGUGUGACUGGAUUGAGAGUGUUUGAGUACAGUAUCAUACCCUGAAAAGUGCUUUUGUUUUAAAAUUUUAGUGUUAUAUUUUGAAACUGGUGCGAUGCCUUCAUCCCCUUUCUGCAGAGAAUGUUGCUCACUGCCAGUAGGCUCAUGCAGAAAAUGGCUAUAAAUUUAGGGUUUUAGGUGAUUACAGGAGUUUCUUUUUAAAACAAACACAAAAAAAACAAAAAAAAAACAAACAAAAAUGUAGGUAGGCGCAUUUUCCUAUCCUGCUAAAUUGAAUGAAAACCAGACGCUGCCUUGAAGGUAGAAAAAGCAGUAAUCAAUCUGAAAGCCCACAGUUUGUUCUGGAAAAUGGUCAGCAGUAAAGUACACCAGGUUUGUAGUCAGCAGACUCAAAAAGGCAAAAACACUAGCAUGGGCAUUGAAGAGUCAGACUGGAGUGAUUCAUAAGAAGUUGUAGCAGCCUAGAUCAGUUUGUUUUAUAUUUACAGAGGGCCUCGUCUGUGAAUUAUUUGCCAAAAUGUCAUAUUCAAAAGGAGGGCAGAGGAUGAUGUUUAGGUCUAGCUGUCUUUUGAACACAUCUCUCAGGUCACUCUCUCAGGUCACUCUCUCAGGUCAGCUGGGGUCUUCCGUCACACAGCCUGACUGUAAAUUAGUGGCGUUUUCACUAGUUUCUCAUAGUUUUCCUAUGAGAGCUUCCUCUGUUUGGUCACUGCCAAAGCAACUCAUAUGACCUGAUGGCUUAUUCUAAUCCACAUGUCAAACUGAUUCUGGAACUGUUACACUCAGGAUAAGUACUCUAGAGAUUUUCCAUAAGUUUUUAUUUAUUGAAGGGGAGAAAAUUUAGACUAAAUAAUAGUUCAGGAUAAUCCUCAGCUGGUUUUGUUUUUGUAAAUUCUGUUGAGACUUCGAAUAGUUUAAAAGUGUUGAUGUGUAUUUUUUUUUUUUUUUUAAAGCAGGGAGAGGCUACACAUUUUAGAUAUUUUCAUGAACAUUGUAUACUGACCAUUUUAUUCUGUGUGUGUGUGUGUGUGUGUGUGUUUGUAUCUAUUUUUAUAUGAGCCAUGAUAAUAAACAUCUUUUAUCUGA